AUGAAGGUGAUGGUAUACGAUGACCUCCCCAGUCCAACUACCCAUCAACAUCGGAACUCACUGUCAUCGUGGUUCAACGACAGCCGGAACUUGACCUCGCGAACGUCUAUCCGGGCAAGCAUGUCUUUGAAACGAUCUUCAACCACCCCGUUGAGGAUUGGUGCACCCUCGGACUUUCGCAGAGUGCAAUCUUUCCACGGUCACCGGCCACAGUCUUUCCAUUCUCCUCCAGCACCAACCUAUCAACCAUUGGACCUCCGCAUUCAUCGAUCGGGCAAUCGAUUGUCGGACCUGCCUUCAUUCGAAGCCUUUCAAUUAAGCGAGAGCCGCAAGGGCAAGACGCCGGCGGUGCCCGCUCGUGCCCUUACGAUUUCAACCGGCGUUCAAGGUCGACACAGCCAAAAGGUAUCAGCAGUCUCUCGCAAGCCAGUUGGGUCCCUGAAACGCAGAUCACUUGGAAACGUAGAGUCUCUUCUCGUCAAAGAGCCUGUUCAUACCACUAGCACACUGGUUCCGCAUUUCUCCAAAGUCACUCCCACCGCGACACCUCUUCCAGAAGCUCAGGCAGCAUCUUUAGUACACAGCAGGUCAACAUCGGAAGGGACCACGCUUACAUCGACCACCCCACGGCCAAGUGACGCAAAGGCCAUCCCAUCCCGUGGGAGAAUACCUUGGACUCCACCUGCAUCCAUGAGCCUGUACACAGAAACACCGGAUAUGUCCCCAUCCAGAGACAGUCCUUCAUCAGCCAGCCUGCGUACGAUGCCGUCACAGUUCUCAUUCCCACGCCGUCCCUCCAUUACACUCCCUGAGAACCGAGACACACUUGAUUCAAUUCCCUUCCCUCUUUCCAACCGUGUAACCCAAUGGAUGUUUCCUACCCCUACCAAGCCCUCUACGCCCCCGAAGCAAGCCUUUCUGCACGGCAUAAACGGAUUUGAGUGGGAGCGAGCUCACACGUUGAGUGGCACCACAAUCGCGUCAACUACCACGACCAUCACCGGUGGUACAAGAGCACGAAACAAUAGUUCCAUCUCGAGUGCCUUCUCUAGUGCCAUCACUCCCCGCGCCUCAUUCCAGGUCCCCUCGUCUGCUGCACAAAAGGGUGUCGACUCUGGUGCCUGCUACCCGACCAUCUUUGAGGACCACCAGCAGCACCAUCCACUCUUUUCGUGUAUUGAAAAUGAAUAUACGCGGUACCAUGAGUCUGGUAUUGGGUUGGCGUUUUGA
Messenger RNA from Penicillium digitatum Pd1, 1230 nucleotides. RefSeq lists its product as uncharacterized. The record is from RefSeq and is a predicted model, not a curated record. NCBI's taxonomy places the organism in Eukaryota, Fungi, Ascomycota, Eurotiomycetes, Eurotiales, Aspergillaceae.